AAUACUAAAGUAAAAUAUCAAUUUGUAGCCCACAAUUCCCCUGGUCGACCUUCAGGACACGCAGGGUGGCCUGGAACAUGUCCUGCCACUAGACCACCUGCUCCUGGUACAACUUGUCGUUUGCAGCGUUUGAGGCGUUGCUGCUUGGAGGCAGAGGCUAGCGUCUGCCGGAGGAGGUCCAUCUCCUCGUUUAUCAGACUCCUCUGGAGGAAGACUUCCCUCUGCUGGGCCUCGCGAGACUUCUGCUCAUUGUCCAUCCCGACCUGGUAGGAUUCAAGCUGCUGCUUGGCAACGGAGAGUUGGGUCUGAACCCUGGAGAUGUCAGUCGCCAGCAGCUCCAUUCUGUUCUUCGAAGCGGUGGCUUGGUUGAUUACCGCAGCAACUCUGUCAUUGGACACUGCUCUGGAAUCAUGCCCCUGGAGGUCGUAGAGCUACAAAACUUCAGAAAGAAUCUGGAAGGAGAGAGAUACAGCUUGUUUGAUGUAUCCUUAUAGAUACACAGAGGAAGGUAUGACUCAACUGAAACUAAAGGUGAUGAAUAACAAAAAUGAAGCUCACGUCAAUCUUGUCAUCUUUUCCAGCAAUGGUCUCCUCGGUGUCUCUCAGGAUCUUCAGGUAUUCUUUCACCUGCUGACGGUGGCGACGGUGUUUGACCAUCAAAACCUUGGCAGCAUUGCGGAGGAAGCGCUGCUGUUUCCUCAGCGCUCCGUUCUCCUUCUCUGAUAGGACACGGUCUGGUCCAACACGGUUGGGUUGAAGACCGUCAGAUAUAUCAUGGUUGGUUCGAACAUGGUCACAGACAUGAUGGUUGGAUCGAACACUACGUGAUACAACCCGGUUGUGUUGAACAUGCUCAAAUGUAAUAUGGAUGUGUUCAACCUUGUUUGAUUGAACACCCUCUUAUAGAACACAAGCGGGUUGAACACCAUCUCAAAUAACGUGUCUGGGUUUGUCACGGUCAAACUGAACAUGUUUGGUUGGAACCUGGUGACGUUGAACAUGGUCACAGUGGGAUGGAACACUGUCACCGGCACCACGUCAGUUUCUUGAAAAGAAACAAAAGAUAAUACAUCCAUCAUGGUUUUAUUUCAGACAUUUCAGAUCAGCACAGCUCAUCUUUCAGAUAAAAGUAUUAUUAAAUAAUUUAUAACAAGCUUUAGCUCAUUUGUUUACCUCAUCAUAAUAAUCUUCUUGGCCGUUUUCGGUUUCUUAGUCCGUCCAGAAAUCCUAUAUUGUAAGAAACACUUUGGUAUGUACUUUAUCUACAUUUACAUUUAUUCAUUUAGCAGACGCUCUUAUUCAUAGCGACUUACAGUAAGUACAGGGACAUUGUCCCCGAGGCAAGUAGGGUGAAGUGCCUUGCCCAAGGACACAACGUCAUUUGUCACAGCCAGACAUCGAACCGGCAAGCUUUGGAUUACUAGCCCGAUUCCCUAACCGCUCAGCCACCUGACUCACUAUCUUAGCUACACAUCUUUCUUACAUAGACUUGCUGUGUAAUAAAAUGAACAUACCCAGUAUUAAAUGUCAGGGAAUAAGAGUGUACACAACUUUUCAGACAGUGGUUAUUUAUCCUAAGUAACACUUCAGGUUUGUAAUCUUCUGCCUAGGGUUGAGAAAAGCUUUGUCUUUCCUUGGACCGUGGCAAAGGCAUUCUGUCCAGUUAAUAACAAGACAUUCUGGACAGGAGACCAGUUCCUGCGGACAUCUUCUCUUUUGAAAAGAGCCGGCUCCGGAGGUGGGAGGAAAACCAAACACAGAGUGUGCAAAAAUGUAAAGUAUAGCAGCUAACUGUCCCAUCGUGACAUUGUCUCGCUUGUUUUUGCUUGAAAAUGAACUGAAUGAAGAUAACAUUGGGUAUGUAUUAUGUUUUCAAACAUGACAUAAGCGUAUCUUUAGAUUGCGUCACAGCAGGCUGACUGGCCAGCCCCCAGUUCAUUUUUAAAAUGAGAGAUUCAACAAGGUGUUUGUAAACUGAGCGGUGUCCACACUGGCCAGUGUAUCAAACUCCUCUACCUUCCUGUCACUGUUUGUUCGCUAGAUGGUGACAUAGGGAUAUAGACACAUAGGUUGUGAAAUGAAUGAUAACUUGUUUCUUCAGGAAUCUUUCUAUGCAUGCCAGUUUUUAUUGUCCAUCUGGUGCCUUAAGAUACUGCAGCCAGUCUGCAGAGACUUGAGAGCCCUGCAUUGUGGGUUCUCAAUAAUAUUUCAGGAAAUUAGUUUGUUGUGGCCUACUGUGUCUCUGGGUAUAAUCAUUUAGCUUCAUGGCAAAGCCACUUAAGUGUUUCUACCUAUUCUUACUAUUAUUAUUAUAAAUCAUCUUCCUCUCCCAUACGAGUCUAUGGCAGCCCCUAGAACCAUAUGGUAAAAAGUUAAGAAAUUUGGCACACUCAUUAAGCACUAACUUGACUCAUAAUUUUAUUAUAAUGAACACUCACGUAGGCCUAGGGUUUAGCAGCAACUUACUGGAUCAUUUAGUUUUCAUCAAGCAAAGAAGUGGAGACUAUCACUGUUAGUAGGCUAUAGCCUACUAAGGUUAAUGACUAAAGUAAAAAGAAAAUGUAGAUAAGUUAUGAUUCUUUUCACACGACCUAGGCUACCAAUAAAGUAGGCCUAUCUCGUGUUUGAAGCAACACUGGAACAACUGUCUAGGCUGUGUGUUUCAAUAACUAGCACUUGUGUUAUUAUAGACUUUAUCCUAUCCGUCUGGGAAUUGAUUUGAAAAUAAGCAUUUCUAUUCAACCGUUCGAUUGUGAAGCAGCCUAAUAGCGUGCGCCAGAGUUUGUUGUUUUGAAAUAAUACGCUGUGAAACACUAAAGUUGGUUUGACAGCUGAUCGCAACACCACUCAAACUAAUUUUGCUGUUAAGGCGAGCAGUCAUUCAUAGAUGACUGUCUAGUGAGAUUUUCCACGAUAGUAGCCUACCUAAUAGCCUACGUUUGUUAGAAAGUUUUAUUUUGGUUAUUUUGUCAGAACAUUAGUGUAGCCUAGUUUUAUUAUUCAAAUUCCUUCAUCUAUAAGGAAAGUCCGUAAGCCUACCAUUGACUCGGACACAAUGUCAGGGACCAAAGUGAGUUGCACAAUUGGCCUUCUGUAAUUUUAAAGUGUUUAUUUUCUGAAAUCCACAUGGUACAGACCUAGACCGGUUAUAACCUAUAGGGGCGUGUUUAGAUGACUGUUAAUUUGAAUAUUCAUACAGGGCUAAGUAAAAUACUAAUAUGUUACAAACAAAUAACUAUAGGAUAUGGCCUACAGUAGCCUAGUAGGCUACUUUCGUUGCUGCAUUAAAUCUUUCACAAAAAUAACGGAUAAAACGGAAAUGGAGUUUCGAACGUUGGAAAGUUUAAAUGGUCGGAGAGAGUCCCUACAGUAAUCAGAUGUAUGAUGGUGUAGCCUAUUAGCAAUAUGCCCCGAUAGUCAAGAAGAGAAGACGACCGGACGACGUAUCCACAGGAUAGAUAGAGACAUAAGCUAAUGAUUUGGCUAUUCUGAUUGACUACAGACAGGGAAUGACAGGAGAUAUUUAGAUUUUAUAUUUCGGUCAUUCAUGUCAGAUUUUGUGGAAAUUGUUUUUAUAUCUCAGAAAAUCUCAAAAGCAUCUGGACAAUAGCAUAAUGGAGGACGACCAAAAUGGUAUGAUAAGCACAUCUGCAUUAUGGUGACAAAUCCACCCCACUCUCCCAUUAAUCACAAAACAGACUGAAUCAUUCACAUAACAGUUAUUGUGGUACAACCACUAAAGGUAGAGAGUUGUGUCUUUUGCUCUCUGUUGGAAGUGGAGGAUGGCCAGUGUCCACAGCAAAGACACAUUGCAAAUGAAUUGUGUUUCUUUACUGUUGAGAAAGGCUGUCAGUGUGGUUUGAGUAUAGAUGCAGAGUUGUGUGUUUUUGGCUACCUGGGACCUUCCAGGGCAGGCCGAUCUGUCCCCCAGAUCUGAAGGCCCUCAGGGGCUCUCGAGAUGCAGCAGCAGAACCACCAGUACCGAUGAGGCCGUCCUGAAGAAGAUGGAGGAGUGGAAGCGGAUGUGUCGCCUGAGAGGGAGGGGCGUGAGAGAAGGGAGGAUCUGCUCCAUAGCGCAGAGGAUAAAGACCUGUGAGACACCUUCCAGAAAAGCAGCCAGCGGUCAAGAGAAUGAGUAUCUGGAGGAUGAUGAGGAUGGUGGUGACGAUGAUGAUGACAGAGAAAAGGAUGAGGAAGCUGAGCUGGAUGAAGAGGCUGAUUGUGAUGAGGAGGAUGGAGAGUUCUCUGAAGUCAGGCAGAAAAAUGCGAAGUUUCAAAAGUCUAGGAAAAAUCCACCAAAGGUUUUUCACCACCAUGCCUCGUCCACCAGAGGGAGCUAUUGCAUCAGUGCCUCUGUGCCAAGGAGCGCCUACACCACCAGUGGAAGAAGGGGCAGGCUAGGGCCCACGCUGGGCAGAAGGAAGCAUACGUGGCACCCUCGUCGUGACUCAGUCUCCUCUGAGGAAAAGGAGGACUCUGAUGAGGAACAUGGUGGGAAGACCAGUUGUUUGCCUGUCAAUCUGCGUAAGGAAGACAUCUUGGGGAUCCACAGCGACAGGAUGAAGAUCCAAUCGAGUUUGGCAGACAUCGACCCCAUGGUGAUCGACCAGUCAGUGCGUUUUGACAGCGUGGGAGGCCUGACGAGCCACAUCUCAGCCCUGAAGGAGAUGGUGGUGUUCCCCCUGCUCUACCCAGAGGUGUUUGACAAGUUCAAGAUCCAGCCUCCCAGGGGCUGUCUGUUCUACGGCCCCCCGGGGACAGGGAAGACCCUGGUGGCGCGGGCGCUGGCUAACGAGUGCAGCCAGGGGGACAGGAAGGUGGCCUUCUUCAUGAGGAAGGGGGCCGACUGCCUCAGCAAGUGGGUGGGCGAGUCGGAGCGACAGCUGCGCCUGCUCUUCGACCAGGCCUACCAGAUGCGUCCGUCCAUCAUUUUCUUUGACGAGAUCGACGGUCUAGCUCCGGUCCGCUCCAGCCGUCAGGACCAGAUACACAGCUCCAUCGUGUCCACCCUGCUGGCUCUCAUGGACGGGAUGGACAGCCGGGGGGAGGUGGUGGUGAUCGGAGCCACCAACCGCCUGGACGCCAUCGACCCCGCCCUCAGGAGGCCCGGACGCUUCGACAGGGAGUUCCUGUUUGGCCUCCCCGACCGCGAGUCUCGUCGGGACAUCCUGAAGAUCCACACCCAUCAGUGGUGCCCCGCCCCCUCCGACACCUUCCUGGAAGAGCUGGCUGACAAGUGUGUCGGCUACUGCGGCGCCGACAUCAAGGCGGUGUGUGCGGAGGCGGCCCUCUGCGCGCUGCGGCGCCGCUACCCCCAGAUCUACGCCUCCUCCCAGAAGCUGCUGCUCGACGUCUCCUCCAUCAGCGUCAGCGCCACCGACUUCCUGGCCGCCAUGGCCAAGACAGUGGCCGCCUCCCAGAGGGCCGUGUCGUCCCCCGCCAAGGCCCUGGCCCCGGCCCUGGCCCCCCUGCUGGGCUCGGAGCUCACCGCCCUCCUGGACGGCCUGCAGAAGCUGUUCCCCCACGCCGAGCAGGGCCUCAGGAAGAGGAGGGACGCCUCGGACCUCCUGGAGGACGACCUGCUGUACAGCGGGGAUGAGGGGACCUCCUCCAACACCUCCAUCUCCAAGCAGACCCCACCCUCAAAGGGCAGCUUCCUCCACCUCGCGCGGAGUGCAGCGCACCAGCCCACCUCCCACCGGCCCCGCCUCCUGCUGACAGGGCGUCCCGGGGCGGGGCAGAGCGCCCACCUGGCCCCCGCCAUGCUCCACGCCCUGGAGAGGUUCAGCGUGUACACCCUGGACGUGGCCGUGCUGUUUGGGGUCAGCUCCACCUCACCCGAGGAGGCCUGCGCUCAGGUGUUCUGUGAGGCCAGGCGUACGUCCCCCAGCAUCCUGUACGUCCCCAGGAUCCAGCGCUGGUGGGACACGGUGGGGCCGGCCCUGAAGGCCACCUUCACCAGCCUGCUGCAUGACCUGCCCUCCUUCUCCCCCGUGCUGCUGCUGGCCACCAGCGACCAGGCCCACCACGACCUGGACGACGAGGUUCAGGCUCUGUUCCGCGUGGAGCACGGAGAGGUUCACUCCAUCAGGACGCCCACCCAGCAGGAGAGGAGGAGGUUCUACGAGGACCUGAUCCUCUUCCAGGCUGCCAAGGCCCCCGCAUCCAAGAAGAAGGCCUUGAUGCAAGCCAUGGAGGUGCUCCCCCUGGCGCCCCCUCCGCCCCCCAGGCAGAUGUCGGAGCGCGAGCGCCUGCGCAUGGAGGAGAAGGAAGAGGACACCCUGCGGGAGCUCCGCCUCUUCCUGCGGAGUGUCACCGAGCGCCUGGCGCAGGACAAACGCUUCAGGGCCUUCAGCAGGCCUGUCGACGUGGAGGAGGUCCCUGAUUACACGACCGUGAUCAAGACCCCCAUGGACCUGUCCACCGUCCUGGCCAACGUGGACUCCCACAAGUACGUCACGGUCCGGGAGUUUGCCAACGACGUGGACCUGAUCUGGAAGAACGCGCUGGAGUACAACCCAGAUAGCGACCCCUCUGACCGUCAGAUUCGCCACCGGGCAUGUGCACUGAAAGACACGCUCCACGCCAUCAUACGUGACGAGCUGGACGAGGACUUUGACAUGAUCUGCGAGCAGAUUAGAAACUCACGGAACAAGAGAGGCUGCAAGACAUCCAUGUUCGCCCCCUCCUGCUACCAGACGCUGCCCCGAGGGGAGGGCUGCUCUGACGACAGGAGGCCGAACGGCAAGGACGCCAGCACACCCUUCGCCGCCAACGCUCCACGGCCCACAAAGAGACGUGGGGGCCGAGUGACGCGGGCCACCUGGACCGUGGCCCAGCAGCAGCAGGUGAUAGACGUGGACAAGGCCCUGGAGAUCCUCUCCCAGAAGUCCCCUCAACUGGUGGUGGACCAUGACAAGCUCAAGGACCUGCUCAAGAGAGUGGUGACCAAGACUGAGGGCUACGAGGUGUGUCAGCUGGAGAAACUCUACGCGCUGCUAUGCCAGAGUAUCUACAGACACCGCAAGAAGUACGACAAGACUGAGCUUGUUCAGGAUUUGAAGAGUGAUAUCGACAACUUUUGCUAACUGCUCUGAAACUUUCACCUACUGGCCUAUUUUAAUAAAAAGAAAUGCAUUUCAGGACUUUUUUGAUGACCUUUUUUAGUUGAAGUAGGCCCAGUAUAUUUAUGUAUUUAUUAUUUACAAUCUAUACAUUUUGUGUGUAAGUCUGUGAACAUGUUUUACAGACUUUGUUUAAAGAACAUUUUAAGGCAUUUUAUGCUGACUGAUUUGUAUUUGUACGCUUAAUACAUGUGUACUUCUCUACGUAAUUAGCUUGAACUAGUCUGCUCCGACAACUAUUCUGUUGUUUGGU
Molecule: messenger RNA, 7377 nt
Organism: Hypomesus transpacificus
Lineage: Eukaryota; Metazoa; Chordata; Actinopteri; Osmeriformes; Osmeridae
Product: ATPase family AAA domain-containing protein 2-like
Exons: 26
Coding region: 3870-7088 (1072 amino acids)
Biological process (GO): positive regulation of transcription by RNA polymerase II
Cellular component (GO): nucleus
Molecular function (GO): ATP binding; histone binding; ATP hydrolysis activity
Source: RefSeq, a predicted model, not a curated record